AUGACGCAAAAUCAGAAGUCCGCCGUCAAUGUCAUUUUCGGCGCCAUGACCUUCGGUCGCGAAGGCACGGAACAAGCUCGUGUGAGCAAUUUGGACGACUGCAAAGCGAUUCUUGAUAUAUUCCAAGCGCAUGGCCACAAUCAAAUCGACACCGCCAGAUUUUAUGGCGAAGGAUCGUCGGAACAAUAUUUAGGAGAUCUUGACUGGCAAAGCCGUGGUAUCGUUAUGGACACGAAGUAUUUUCCUACUGCCGGCAAACCGCUGUCGUCGCCUGAUCAACCAGAAGGAGGUUGGACACAUAGUCCUGAGCAUGUGAAGCAAAACUUGAUGACGAGUCUGAAGGCGUUGAAGACUGAUAAGGUUGAUAUGUGGUAUCUUCAUGCUCCGGAUCGAUCGACUCCUUACGAGGUUACGUUGAAAGCCAUCAACGAGUUGUACAAGGAGGGACGCUUCAAGCGUUGGGCUGUGAGCAACUACAUGGCCUGGGAGGUUGCUCAGAUGUGUGAGAUUUGCAAGAGAGAAGGGUAUCCUUUGCCAAGUGUGUAUCAAGGCGUCUAUAACGCUCUUCACCGUGCCGUCGAACCUGAACUCUUCCCAUGCUUGAGAAAGUACGGAAUGGCAUUCUACGCAUUCAACCCGCUUGCUGGUGGCUACCUCACCGCACGAUACAAGCGCGAGGAGAAGAGCAACAAAAUUGAGGAAGGGUCUCGAUUCGAUCCAAACCGCAUGCAGGGCAAAAUGUACCGACAGAGAUACUGGAACGAGGAAUAUUUCGAUGCCUUGGAUAUUCUCCGUGAGGCAGCUGGAAAGCAUGGCUUGUCGGAAGCGGAAUGUGCGUUACGAUGGAUGACGCAUCAUUCUCUGUUGAAGAAAGAGUUUGGUGACGGAAUUAUUAUCGGCGCGUCGAGUACGAAGCAUAUGGAGGAGAAUAUGAAGUUCUUGGAUGAUCCGAAUCCGUUGCCAGAGGAUAUUUUGCAGGCGCUGGAUGCGGGGUGGGAUCGGGUGAAGGGGAUUAGCAAUAAGUACUUUCAUUGA
Molecule: messenger RNA, 1035 nt
Organism: Glarea lozoyensis ATCC 20868
Lineage: Eukaryota; Fungi; Ascomycota; Leotiomycetes; Helotiales; Helotiaceae
Product: NAD(P)-linked oxidoreductase
Exons: 1
Coding region: 1-1035 (344 amino acids)
Source: RefSeq, a predicted model, not a curated record